AUGUCUCUCCGCCCGGCGCUCUACGCGUCUACCGGUCCGGCAGCUCGGACAGGGUCUUCGCGCACCCCGAAUCGGCAGCUGCGGGAUGCUUGGCUCAGACACCGCAGCAGUGUGGGCCAGCAGAGCCAGGCGGACUCGAUUCCUUUGGCGUCGAUCUCUCUGGGUCUCGGUGGCCUCCUUGCUGGGGCGCGUGCCCGGCAUUUCUCGAAGACCGGCUCUGGGCCCUGGCUCCGUCGAUCAGGGGCUCUAGGCCUCCGGGCGCCUCUCUGCCGGGCUUUGGCUACCGAGACCUUGGCUACCAAGGUUUUGGCAGAGGGUCCGGAAAUCCGCACCCCACCAGGGGAUCCGCGCUCGUACCGAGUGUUGCAGCUGGAUAACGGGCUCCAAGUAUUGUUGGCAUCAGACCCCAGCGCAAGCACGUCGGCAGCUGCGUUGACAGUGGAGUGCGGCACUUUCCAGGAUCCCAAAGACCGACUUGGAUUGGCCCACUUCCACGAGCAUAUGCUGUUCCUGGGCACGGAAAAGUUCCCCAAGGAAGACGAGUACAGCAAGUAUCUUAGUGAGCAUGGCGGUGACAGCAAUGCCUUCACCAUGUCCGAGUACACUACGUACUACUUCAAGGUAGCUUCGCCCUUCUUGGACGAAGCCUUGGAUCGCUUCGCCCAGUUUUUCAUCAGCCCGACCUUCGACCCAUCCGGCAUUGAGAGGGAGAUGAAGGCGGUGGACUCCGAGAGCACCAACUACUCCACCGAGGACGGUUGGCGACUUCUCCAGGUUUUAAAGGCCACCGCCGCCCCGGAGCAUCCCUUCUUCAGCUUUGACGUGGGCAAUCUGGACACACUGGGAUCGAACGACUUGGACCACACUCGGAAGCAAUUGGUGGAGUGGAACAAGACUCACUACCAAGCCGGUGCUAUGAAGCUUGUUGUCGUGGGAAGUGACAGCUUGGAUACACUGCAGGAGUUGGCAACCGAGAAGUUCCGCAGCGUUCCCUCGGGCAGCGGCCGAGAGAUGGUCUAUCCGGUCAAGCCCUGGCCGUCAAGCCAGGUGGGUCGCGUCGUGAAGUGCGUGCCGUUGAAGGACUCUCGGUCGAUCUCGGCUUGCUGGCCACUUCCACCCGUGCAGAAGUACCUGUUUGCAAAACCGGAGCUCUACUUGGCGCACCUCCUUGGCCACGAGGGUGCCGGCUCGCUUCACGAUGCCCUCAACCAGUUCGGCUGGGUCGACCAGCUGUCUUCCGGCACCGCCCAUUCGUUCACCGAUGAGCAGCUUUUUGCCAUCAACAUCACGCUGACUCCUGAGGGCGACGCGCACCGGGAGGAGGUCCUGGCUUUGCUGUUCGAGUACGUCGAGACCAUCCGAUCAGCCGGGCCGAAGGAGGAGAUUUUCAAGGAGCUCGCCUCUCUUCAAGAGAUCGGCUUCGCUCACAAGGAGGACUCCCCGCUGCCAGAUGACUUUGCGGCCUCUGCAGCCAUGGCCCUGCACAGGUACCCUGCAAAUGAAGUGCUGCGAGGACCGUUUGCUCUGGAUGAGUGGCGAUCGGACGUCGUUGCCGAGUAUUUGUCAACCCUCACUCCGACGAACUGCCUCAUCAUGGUCACCAGCGACGGCUUCAGAGAAGAGAGCACAGCCGAGAGUGCCAGUGAUCAGGGCUGGAAGCCGGAGGAGUGGUACAAGGCCUACUACAAGUUGGAGCCCCUGGACAAGGAUCACUUGGAUCAGUGGCGGGAGAAGCUGGAAGUGGCUCUCCAGGGCCAGCCCUCGGGUCUGAAACUUCCCGAACCCAACCGCUUCAUCCCAACCGACUUCUCCCUGCGUGCUUCGGACGGCGAGGGUGCAGAGGUCACAAAGCUUCCCAUGGAGGUCCUGCCCCCGAACCCGCUGAUAGAUAGCGGCAUGCUCCGGCUAUGGCACAAGGUGGACAAGGCGUUCAAGACGCCUCGAGAGUAUGUUCUGGCGCACGUGCACACCGCUGCCUACGAUGCCGGUCCGGAGGUCGUGACGAUGAUGAGACUGUUUUGUAGCGUGGUCAGCGAUGACCUGAACACUUUCUCCUACGAUGCAAGCGUGGCCGGCCUGGGCUACAACUUGGAGUUUGCAGACAACUUGACGAUGUCAAUCGGUGGCUUCAACGACAAACUGCCGGACCUCUUGAAGGUCGUCGUGGGGCGCAUUGCCACACUUCUGGAAGAGAUCGAGACUAUCGCUGAGGCCGUGAAGGGCGCAAGCAGCGAGGAGGAGCUGCUCGCCGCUCUUGGGGACCGGGGCCAGGAGCUGCUGGAAAAGCUGGAGGUUCAGCGGCAGAUCCUUCUCCAAGACUACAAGAACUUCACUCGCGAGGACCCUUGGUCUGUUGGCAACUACUACCUGUCGCAGCUGAUGCUGCGCAAGUCUUGGCAUCUGUCAGAGUACAUCGAGGUGUUGGAAAGAGGACCGGAUCUCGCCGCAACUGCAGCAGCCGUCCGCACGGCCUUCAGUCAUGUCCAGGUGGACAUGCUCGUGCACGGCAAUGCGACGGCGGAAGAGGCCAAGAGUGUAGCUGACACGGUUUGCGCCUCGCUAAAGCGCUUGGGCGCCGAGCCUCUAAAGGAGCUGAGGAAGAAGGAGAUCACGCAGCUGCCUCUGAAUUCUACCACCGUCUUCGAGUACGACCUUGCUGCCCUCAACCCUGCGCAGGAGAAUUGCAGCACGCAGGUCGUCUACCAGGUGGGUCCAACCAACGAGGACUUGAGCCGCGACGCCUGCGUAUCCCUUGCCUGCCGGAUAGCCCACGUCUCGGCAUUCCAGAGGCUGCGCACGGAGCUGCAGCUGGGGUACAUUGUGCAAGCUUUUCCGUGGGUGAACGAGCACAUCUGCGGAUUUUCAGUGCUGGUUCAGGGCCCCCGCGAGCAUCCCCAGAAAGUGGACGAGCGCAUUGAAACCUGGCUCGAGGACUUCGGCCAGGAGCUCGAGGCCAUGACAGACGAGGACUUCCAAAACAACGUGGAGGCACUGGUCAACGAGAGGACUCAGCGAUACUCCCGCCUUCUGCAGGAGGCUACUCGGCACUGGGCAGAGAUUUUGCCGCGGCGGUAUCAGUUCCAACGCAUCCUCGAGUCCACGGAGGCCCUGAAGUCAGUGAAGAAGGAAGAUGUGGCCGCCUUCUUCCAGGAGUACCUUGCAAAGGGUGCCCCAUCGAGGCGGAAGCUAAGCGUUCGGGUCCUUGGCACCACGGCGGAUGGGAAGAAGAGCGACGAUCUGGGUGAAUCGGAUGAGAUGCUCACCAACGUGCACGAGCUCCGUGAUUUCCACGGCCGGACAGAAUCCUUCCCUCCCAUAGUGAAGAGCAUUGCAUUCAUGCAUGUGGCGCUGGGGGCCGCGAAAGCUCGAGAGCAUAUGUCCAAGGCGGAGCAGGCGCUGAAGCCGUCCUGGAUGUCUUUGAAGUUCAGUCCGGACCAUCUCUCGGCAUCCAUGGAGUUCUCGCAGGCGGCCACCCAGUUUAGGGCUGCCAACAUGCUGCAAGAAUCUGCCGAUGCCUGGGCCAAGUCGGGUGAGAUGAAGGAGCAGCUGCAUGAUCUUUUCGGAGCCGGCAGAGCGUACGAAAGUGCCGGUGGCAUUUGUGAUGGAAGUGGGCCCGAUGGGGCAGCAGCGGCCAUGAGGCACUGGCAGAAGGCCGUGCAAUGCUUCCGAAUCGCGGGCAAAGCGGAUGUGGCUGCAAAGCUCCUGCUCAAAAUGGCUGGGAUCAAGGAGAAGCCUUGCCCUCAGUCCAAGUAUCAGGCACAUCGUGGCAUAUCUCCAGACCUUCUACCUUGUGUUGUCACAUUGGACUCUUCCGGAGUAGCACAGUCCCAUAGCUGGAUAAUACUGGCUGCUACUACGUGA
This is a messenger RNA of Symbiodinium sp. CCMP2456, 3861 nucleotides long. The record is from the annotation of a GenBank genome assembly. NCBI's taxonomy places the organism in Eukaryota, Dinophyceae, Suessiales, Symbiodiniaceae.